Molecule: messenger RNA, 3083 nt
Organism: Engraulis encrasicolus (European anchovy)
Lineage: Eukaryota; Metazoa; Chordata; Actinopteri; Clupeiformes; Engraulidae
Gene: ctif
Product: CBP80/20-dependent translation initiation factor
Exons: 15
Coding region: 185-2320 (711 amino acids)
Biological process (GO): regulation of translational initiation
Cellular component (GO): cytosol
Molecular function (GO): protein binding; translation activator activity; RNA binding
Source: RefSeq, a predicted model, not a curated record
UCCCUUUCCCCGUGUCAGGGACGCAGCCUAAUCUUUUUCCCUCAGAACACAAUAUUGUCCCCAGAAAAACAUCCCAAUGACACCGCCAGUUUAAAUUCCGAAGGACAUUUCGGAUUCUCCGUCAGCCUGAAUCCAACUUUUGGGUCCUGCUCUGCCCCCCUUCCCCCGCUGGCGUCUGGUUGCGAUGGAGAACUCGUCGGUGGCGUCCGCCUCGUCGGAGGCGGGCAGCACGCGCUCGCAGGAGAUCGAGGAGCUGGAGCGCUUCAUCGACUCCUACGUGCUGGAGUACCAGGUGCAGGGGCUGCUGGGGGACAAGGGCGAGGCCGUCACCGAUGGGGACAAGACGCAAGUGUCCCAGUGGACGGAGGACUGCAGUGAUAAAAUAGAUGGCAGCUGGUCAUCCUCGCGGGGGAGAGCUUCAUCCAAACCAGAUGAGUGGGAGCACAGUAGUAAUGGGAGCACGGGGUCGAGGCCCAGUUCUGGCUCGCGGCCCGGUUCGGGAUCCAGAUCAGGCAGCCGGGGAAGGAAUAAUCUGUUCAAAGGUCCUGCCAAGAAUGGGAACCGAGAGGGCUCUUUGGACAUCCUGGGCACAGACAUCUGGGCGGCCAACACUCUGGAUGGUGGAGCCACGUGGGAUCUCCAGCCAGAGAAGUUGGACUUCUCCCAGUUCCACCGGAAGCCAUACAGGGGGACACCAAAGCACCUUCCCCACAUCGAUCGCGAGGGAAUGAUGAAGGGCAAGUUUGACGAUGAUGACGGCAUCGACCUGGCUGAUGUGGAGAAGUUUCUACCUGGACUACGAGCCUUUCCCCCCAUGCCGAAUGAAGCCGAAAUCGCACACACCAAAAAACUCUUCAGAAGACGGCGCAAUGACAGGCGAAACGUUCACCAGGACCAGUUAACGGUGCUGCUGUCUGCCCCAGGAAAGCGCCAAGUUACCAGGAGACAGCAGCGGAGUCAACAAGGCGGAGGCGGAGGUGGUGGAGGAGGGAAGUCCCAGAAUUCUCAGCAGCAGCAGCAGCAGUCGCCACAGCAACAACAGAACUCUCAGCACCACCACCAACAGCAGCAGCAACAGCAGCAGCAGCAGCAGCAGGGGCAACAACAGAACCAACAACAGAACCAGUCCCAACGGGAAGGCGAUCAACAGAGUGGUGGUAGUGGCGGUAAGGGUGGGGGCCGAGGCGGCUACCAGGGGGGCCAGGGACAGCGCUCCCACCACGGCUACAGCCAGAACCGCCGCUGGCACAACCCCCAGAAACCGCAGCACCAACAGGGCCAGCAACCGCAACAGGGGCAACAGGGGCAGCAGCCGCAACUAGGCCACCACAACAGCGCCCCGUCCCACUGCUCUUCUCCGAGCCACAAGGGGGCUCCACCCCCGGGCCGCAAUCCCAAAGACUCUGACAAUGUGAAUGCAAAGACGUCCGUGGAGGAGGAAGGCGGCGGCGCCGACAAAGAGAGGGCGCCCCAGAGGGAGCAGGCAGGGGGCCCGGCCUCGUCAUCGUUGUCGGAGGGAGCCCGAGUCAGCCUGCUGCAGUCGUCCAAGGAGAGGCUGAGGAGGAGGCUGAAGGAGAAGGAGGAGUCCCCCGGCGGCACGUCCUCCCCGUCGCAGCCUCCGCAGCGCAGUCGCAUGGAGCGGCUCUCGGAGCUGCUGAACAGCAUGCGCAGCAACAGCAGCGGUGUGGAGGCGCAGCUGGGCGCCUUCAUGGAGGAGGCGCAGAGCUGGGCCAGCUCCGAGGAGCUGCUGGAGGAGGUGGUGCGCACCAUCUACACCAAGGCCGUCACCGACCGCAGCUUCGCCGCCACCGCCGCGCGCCUCUGCGACAAGAUGGCCCUCUUCAUGGUGCAGGGAACCAAGUUCCGCUCACUGCUCCUCAACAUGCUGCAGAGGGACUUCACGCGUCGUGACGAGCUGCAGCAGCAGGACGUGGAGCGCUGGCUGGGCUUCAUCACCUUCCUGUGCGAGGUGUUUGGCACCAUGCGGAGCAGCACCGGCGAGCCCUUCAGGGUCCUCGUCUGCCCCAUAUAUACCUGCCUCCGGGAGUUGCUGGAGUCACCAGACGUGAAGGAGGAUGCUGUUCUCUGCUGCUCCAUGGAGCUGCAGAGUACGGGUCGACUCCUGGAGGAGCAGGUGCCGGAGAUGAUGACGGAGCUGCUGGCGGCGGUGCGGGACAAGAUGCUGUGUCCCACCGAGUCGCAGCUGACGCGCUCCCUCCUCAUGGAGGUCAUCGAGCUGCACGCCCACCGCUGGGGCCCCCUGGAGGCCCUGACCACGCAGUACUACAACCGCACCAUCCAGAAGCUCACCACCAACUGAUAAUACAUACAUACGCACCUCCUAUUGUUACUCCCCACUACUACUCCUCCUACUCCUCUUCACCUCCUCCUCCACUGCUGGGGAGGCCCUCACCAUGCAUUACUACAACUGCACCAUCCAGAAGCUCACGACCACCUAAUACUACAUACGCACCUCCUCUGUACCCCCCUAUGCACCUCCUAUUGUUACUCCCCACUACUACUCCUCCUCUCCUCCUCCUCCUCCACAGCUGGGGCCCCCUGGAGGCGCUCACCACGCAGUACUACAACCGCACCAUCCAGAAGCUCACUACCGCGUAAUGCUAUUCAUGCACCUCCUUCUCCCCCAUGCACCCUCCUAUUGUUACUCCCCACUACCGGUCCUCCAUUCGAGGCCCUCACCACGCAUUACUACGUACAACCGCACCAUCCUGAAACUCACCACCGCAUAAUGCUCCCCUUCACCUCCUCCCCACGUGUCCCCUCCUGUCACUACACCUCUUGACCUUUUCUCCCUCCUCACGUCGUCCACCGCUUAUGGCGUUAUUACCCUUCUUCUUUCUAAGCUGAAAAGACUCACCGCUUGUGGCCCUCCAUAUACCUGCACACAUAAAAAUAAUUGUGAAACACUAACAUACAUACAUACACACUACAGUGAGCUGGAGUACAACUCCCUUCUAUGAUGGAGUUGAGGCUUAAAAAUGGCGGAUGGGGAAUAGAUUGACAUACAUACAUACACACACACACACACACACACACACAAAGACCCACGCACACUACAUAAG